AUGGGACGAACAUUGACUUACCCCAAGGGCGUGUCCAACACCGCCAACAGAUAUAAACAUCGAGCAACGUAUGACCUGGGCCCAAUUCAUAGAAUCAUCAACGAUUCCCAAGUCCUCCAUGUAUCAUUCAACCCAGGUCCCGAGGACCCUUUCCCAGCCAUCAUCCCAAUGAUCGGCCAAAUGGGCUCAUUCGAAUAUCCUUCCGCCAGCAUCGACGAGCCUCUCGAAUGCUAUCUCCACGGAUACGUCAGCUCGCGCAUCAUGAAUCUUGCACGCAAGAGCGACAGCCAGGGCCUACCCAUCUGCGUGGCGACCAGCAAGGUAGACGGGUUGAUUUUGUCACUCACGCCCAACUCUCACAGCUACAACUACCGUUCCGCUAUCUUACAUGGCUAUGCUAGCCUCGUCACUGAUGAAGAGGAGAAACUCUGGGCCAUGAAAAUGAUUACGAACUCGGUUCUUGAGAAUCGGUGGGACCACUCGCGUGUGCCGCCUGACCGUGCAGAGAUGUCUUCUACUGUUAUCCUUAAGGUCAAGGUUGUUGAUGGCAGCGGCAAGAUUCGGGAUGGAGGUGUUUCCGACGAGCGCAAGGACUACGAUAACAAGCAGAUUACCAAUAAUGUCUGGACUGGUGUUGUUCCCGUCUGGGAGACCUUUGGAACUCCUAUUCCGAACGGUGAUGGUACGGUCUCUGAUGUGCCGGACUAUAUUACAUCCUACAUUGCCAAUAAGAAUUUGCAGAAUCGUGCCCUGGCGGAGGGUGCAGUGAAGGUUGCUCUGCCUGCUGAGGAGCAGCACUGA
Molecule: messenger RNA, 801 nt
Organism: Penicillium antarcticum
Lineage: Eukaryota; Fungi; Ascomycota; Eurotiomycetes; Eurotiales; Aspergillaceae
Product: pyridoxamine 5'-phosphate oxidase family protein
Exons: 2
Coding region: 1-801 (266 amino acids)
Source: RefSeq, a predicted model, not a curated record